Molecule: messenger RNA, 1116 nt
Organism: Glycine soja
Lineage: Eukaryota; Viridiplantae; Streptophyta; Magnoliopsida; Fabales; Fabaceae
Product: transcription factor BEE 1-like
Exons: 6
Coding region: 66-836 (256 amino acids)
Biological process (GO): regulation of DNA-templated transcription
Cellular component (GO): nucleus
Molecular function (GO): protein dimerization activity; DNA-binding transcription factor activity
Source: RefSeq, a predicted model, not a curated record
UUAUCCAAAUACCAUAGUUAAAACACCUCAUAAACACAACUCAACUUCUCUCAUUUUAAAAUCACAUGGCUGAAUUCACAGAAAAUAUGCAAUUGCAAAGCAAUAUUAGACCCUCCCAGUUUCCAUUCUUAGAGAUUGAUCCAAGCAUGGAACUCCUAAACCAGUUCUUAGGGAUGAACCAACAUGUCCUAGAAAACUCAAACUUGAUUCCUAUGCACAACUUGGUGCCUUUCUCCUGUGACACCUUUUUGGGCCCUCAAGAGCCUGAGUGUCCAGGAAACUUGGAAGAAAAUUUCCCUGCCCAUGUCAACCACAAUGCACUUCCUAUUUCCCUCCCCAUUUUCCAAGCAGAAAAUGAGAUCCAUGAAGGUAAAAAGAGGAAAUCAAUGGAUCUUCCUGAGACAAGUUCAGCUAACUCAACUCCUGCAGUUUCUGAAAGUGGAAGCAAGAUCAAACAUAGUUCUGGAAGAGGGAAGAGAGUAAAAAGCAAUGUAACAGAAGAGGAGAAAGCAAAGGAAGUGGUUCAUGUCAGAGCCAGAAGAGGUCAAGCUACUGAUAGUCACAGUUUAGCAGAAAGGGUUAGAAGAGGGAAAAUCAAUGAGAAAUUAAGGUGCUUACAGAACAUUGUUCCAGGAUGUUACAAGACCAUGGGUAUGGCAGUAAUGUUGGAUGAAAUCAUAAACUAUGUGCAGUCCUUGCAGCAUCAAGUAGAGUUCCUUUCUUUGAAGCUUACUGCAGCAAGUACCUUUUAUGACUUCAAUUCCGAGACAGAUGCUUUGGAAACAAUGCAGUUGAUUUGUGGCAGAGAGCAAGGGCAUCCGAGGCAAAAGAGCUAGGAAAGUAUAAGAAAGAAGGGUAUGGAGGAGUUUCUUUCUUCCAACCAGCAUGGCCCCUUUGACUUCAGUUUUGGAUGUUUUAACUCAGCAGCUAUACAAGACAUGAGAUCACACUUCAUCUGCUCUUUUACUUUAAUUUUUCAAAGUUUAAAAGAUCAAUUUGUUUCCACUAUGUGCUACCAGCACAUGCAAGUGGACAUUCUUGCUUGUACAAUCCUUCAGACGUGUAGAAAUGAAAUGGAAGUUAAUAAAAAAAAGGCUAUAUUUCAUUUUUUUUUUU